Molecule: messenger RNA, 2552 nt
Organism: Camelina sativa (false flax)
Lineage: Eukaryota; Viridiplantae; Streptophyta; Magnoliopsida; Brassicales; Brassicaceae
Source: RefSeq, a predicted model, not a curated record
CAAGCUUCGUCACCGUGUAAAUCAUUGGACUGGAAAAUUAGGGUUUUGGGACUUGGGUGGGUGUGAUUGAUUCCAUAGAAGCAGAGAUGGGGAAGAAGAAAGGAAGCAAAGCAGCUUCGCCUUCUUCAGAUGAUUUCUUACAAACCCUCGAAGACUUCACAAGCAAAGAGAAUUGGGAUAAGUUCUUCACUCUCAGAGGCAACGACGACUCUUUCGAGUGGUAUGCUGAGUGGCCUCAGCUCCGUGACUCGCUUUUACCUCUGCUCCAAGACUCAUCAUCAUCUUCUUCUGGCUCACUUCAGAUUUUGGUUCCUGGGUGCGGGAACUCCCGCCUUUCUGAGCAUUUGUACGAUGCUGGGUUCCGUGACAUCACCAAUGUCGACUUUUCCAAGGUUGUUAUCUCCGAUAUGCUUCGUCGGAACAUUAGGACUCGUCCCGAACUCCGUUGGCGAGUUAUGGACAUAACAAAGAUGCAGUUGGCAGAUGAAUCUUUUGAUACGGUUCUGGAUAAAGGUGCUCUUGAUGCUUUGAUGGAGCCAGAAGUUGGAACGAAGCUGGGAAGUCAAUACUUAUCAGAGGCCAAACGGGUUUUGAAACCUGGGGGGAAGUUUAUCUGUCUAACGCUGGCGGAGUCUCAUGUCUUAGCAUUGCUCUUUUCAAAACUUCGUUUUGGUUGGAAGAUGACUGUUCAUUCAAUCUCUCAAAAACGCUCGAAUCUUAAGACGUUUAUGGUGGUGGCUGAAAAGGAAAAUUCCGUUUUACUGCAUGAUAUAACCUCUUCUUUCGAUCUUUUAUCUAUUGGUCGCAACGAUAACCAGGGCUCUGGUAUGCGUGAAGCCCUCGAGAGUGAGAACCAAAGACGUAGAGACUGGAAUAAUGGCUCAGACUUGUUGUAUUCUCAUGAAGAUUUGAAACUUGGUAUUAAAGGAAACUUGGCAGAGUUUACUGGAGGUCGCCGUAUAAAAUUUACUUUGGGUGGCCAAGGAAGCAAUUUCAGUUAUAGAGCUGUGCUUCUUGAUGCUCAAAAGCAAACUGAGCCAUUUGUGUAUCAUUGUGGUGUUUUUCUUGUCCCCAAGACUCGUGCUCAUGAGUGGCUGUUCUGUUCAGAGGAAGGACAGUGGCAGGUUGUCGAGAGUUCUCAGGCCGCUCGUCUCAUAAUGGUUUUUCUCGACAGUAGCCAUAGUGGCGCCACCAUGGAGGAUGUACAGACUGAUUUAUCUCCCAUGGUGACACAACUAGCUCCUAGAAAAGAUGAUGAAGAAGCUCGUAUACCGUAUAUGAUGGCAAGUGAUGGGAUCAAAAAGUGUGAUACUGUCCACGAGGUUACAUCUUCCUUGACUGGAAAAGUGGUCGUUGAAGAUGUGGUUUAUGAAAGCACUCCUAGUAAUCCUGAAGGCGUAUCUCCUUCUAGCGAUUUGGCAUUUCGGCGCCUUGUAUUCAAAAGAACUGAGGGUUUGAUACAAUCUGAAGCUUUGCUUGUAGAGGAUGGUGAGAUUCUUGAACAACCUCAGAAUGAAAAAACUAAAACUGUUUCCCAAUCGAAACGAAAGGGAAAUAAAAAACGAAACCAAGAAUCAAGCGGACCUCUUAUGAAGGUCUCUCAUGAUUAUUUGGCUAGCUCUUACCACACUGGAAUUAUUUCUGGAUUCACAUUGGUAUCUUCCUACCUGAAGAACGCUGAAUCGUGCGGAAAGAUGGUUAAGACUGUUAUAAUUGGUCUUGGAGCAGGAUUACUUCCCAUGUUCCUCCAUGGAUGCUUGCCAUUUUCCGAUAUUGAGGCGGUUGAGCUUGACCCGGUAAUGCUUAGUGUUGGCAACGAUUACUUUGGUUUCACACAAACUGAUCGCUUGAAGGUGCAUAUUUCUGAUGGGAUCAAAUUCAUUAGAGAUAUAACAAACUCUAAAACUCCUUCUGAGGAAACAGCAAACGCUGUGCCUAAACCACAAACGACUAGCUCAAAUGGGGAGUCCGCAACUUAUAAUGUCAAAGGCGGAACUUGUCCUGACAUUCUGAUUAUAGAUGUGGAUUCAGCAGAUUCAAGUGGGGGUUUAACCUGUCCUGCAUCUGAGUUUAUCGAAGAGACAUUUCUUCUUUCAGUUAAGCGCGCUCUCCCUCAGCACGGUCUUUUCGUAGUGAACUUGGUUUCAAGGUCACAAUCCGUCAAAGAUAUGGUAGUAUCAAGAAUGAAAAAGGUUUUUGAUCACUUGUUCGGCCUGCAACUAGAAGAGGAAGAUGACGUAAACGUGGUGCUCUUUGGGCUUUGCUCUGAAACCGUAAUCAGCGAGAGCGAUAUUCCAGAAUCUGCAGUAAUACUGGAAGGGUUGCUCAAGUGCCAGAGAUUGGAAACAAAGCAAAGCAUCAUAGACGCUACAAAGAAGCUGAAAUGCUGGAAAUAAAAACAUUCUUUAUUUAUUUUGUUUUAUGGUUUAAAAAGACGUGCUAUAUAUUUUAUCUCGGUUGUAAGUUUGUGAUUGAAAUUUUUUGAGAUUAGAUGAUACACUCAAUAGUUUCUUCCUUACGCAAAUGGAAAAUGAAACGUGUGGUUUUUAUAA